CAUACACCACCAACAAAGGAAAGAUCAAAAGGAAAAGAAAGCUAUAGUCUUGACUCUGGUAUCCUAACCUUUCACAGAAAGUGUCCAUAAUUUCCUUACUUGGUUCUUAGAGUACUGAUGAAUUAGUUCAACCAAACAUUUGCUUAGCUUGGUUUAUACUUGCCAGAAACCAGAUAGAACACUCCACAUGUCAAUUAUGCAGAGAGAAAUGCCUUAAAUUAAUGUGACUUUGAUCUCCUCCAUUUCCCUUCAUAUAUAUUAUAUAUACACUCCCAUACUCCAUUUAUACUUCAACAACUGCUUGCUCUUCAAUGGAGAAACAAGUUCACUUCAUCCUCUUCUUGCUUGCCCUAUUCUGUUUCUCUUACAUAAUGUUUUCAGUUGUUGCAGAAGGUCUUGUGAGUGGACACCAUGACAAUGGAUCAGUGAAGCUUUUUGUAUUUGGGGAUUCCUAUGCAGAUACCGGGAACUGGGAGAAAUUUGCAGCUUCCUGGAAAGAGCCUUAUGGAUUCACUUUUCCUGGUAAACCAGCUGGUAGAUUCUCUGAUGGUCGUGUCUUGACAGAUUACAUAGCUUCAUUUCUUGGUAUAACAUCUCCAGUCCCUUACACAUGGAGAAAAACUGUAGAAAAAUCUGGUCUACAAUUUGGGAUGAACUUUGCAUUUGGAGGAACUGGAGUCUUUGAUACAUUCAUCAAUGCACCAAAUAUGGCUACCCAAAUUGAUUUCUUUCAACAACUGCUUGAAGAAAAAGUUUACACUAAACAAGACCUUAAUUCUUCCAUUGUCCUGGUGUCCCUAGCAGGCAAUGACUACACUGCUUAUAUUCAAAGAAAUGGCAACUUUCAGGAUUUGCCAGCCUUCACAACAUCACUAAUCAACCAGCUUUCUGCCAACCUGAAAAGAAUACAUGGUUUCGGAGUGCGAAAAAUAGCAGUAACAGCAUUGCAGCCUCUUGGAUGCCUGCCGAUAUUGACAGCCUUCUCUUCAUAUCAGAAUUGCAGUGAAAGUUGGAACACUGCCUCCAAGUUUCACAACCAGAAAUUGCAGCAAGCAAUACAAAGGAUGAACAAUGAGAGCGGAAAACACAUGUACGAAACACUGGAUCUGUAUACUGCAUUCAUGUCCAAAUUGAAUACCGCACGCCUUGCAGGAAACUUGAAGUUGAGGAGUUUUCUUAUGCCAUGUUGUGUGGGCGUGACAAGCAACUACUCAUGUGGAAACGUUGACAAGAAUGGGGCAAAGACGUAUGUGGUAUGCGAGAAGCCGGAGUUGUCUGUCUUCUGGGACAUGGUACAUCCUGCACAGAAUGGUUGGCAUCAAGUCUAUUCGUCUCUGAAAUCUUCACUUCAUCGACUCUAUUAGGAUCUUCAGAUGAUUAGGAUAAAAUUAUAAUAAUAAGAAGAAAAUUAUAUUGUAAGAUUUGAUUGUUGAUCAGAUCAUCUAGCUACUAGGAAGGUGAUUUGUCCUUUCCUUUAUAUCCUAAUAAUUUAUUUUCUCA
Populus nigra (black poplar) is the source of this 1500-nucleotide messenger RNA. Its product is annotated as GDSL esterase/lipase At5g03610-like. Gene Ontology annotation, molecular function: hydrolase activity, acting on ester bonds. The transcript is spliced from 4 exons. The coding region runs from base 312 to 1364 and encodes 350 amino acids. Lineage: Eukaryota; Viridiplantae; Streptophyta; Magnoliopsida; Malpighiales; Salicaceae. The record is from RefSeq and is a predicted model, not a curated record.